AUGGCAUACAGUAUCCCCCUCGUUGUCUACGUGGUCGUGCAGUUCGUGGCGCUCCUUCUGGUGCUGGUGGGCACGCCGGUGGACAUGUUUCGCAUGCCGAGUACAGGGUUUGAUACAUCUUGCAUCACCCUGUGGGGGGAGAGGUUCACAUGCACCUCGUCAGGAUAUUUUUCCUACAUCGAUGAAACGUUCCAUAACUGCCCUCAGCGUCUCACCCAUUUCCGCAUUGCGCAGGCGUUCGCCAUCAUCUCCAUCUUUGUUUACUUCGCGGCCUUUGUCAUGGGCUUAGUUUUGCUGUACGGCUGCACUAUUCACCGCUGGGUUUGCCUGGCGCUGAACAUCGUUGGCGCGGUCACCUUGUUCAUUGUGUGGGCGGCCAUGGUGGUGACAUACAACAAGGGAGAGAGUCCCCGUUGCCCUCCUCUCAAGGAGGUCAGCUAUUAUGCUGCCGGGUUCGUUCUCUUCCUGCUGGCCUGGAUACUGGAUAUCCUCAACAUGAUCAUCCUGCUGCUCCCGUGCACGGUCCCGGCCACUAAAGCGAACGAGAAGCCGGAGUCGCCGACAGCGCAAGAGUAG
Molecule: messenger RNA, 576 nt
Organism: Leishmania major strain Friedlin
Lineage: Eukaryota; Euglenozoa; Kinetoplastea; Trypanosomatida; Trypanosomatidae
Product: putative amastin-like surface protein
Exons: 1
Coding region: 1-576 (191 amino acids)
Source: RefSeq, a predicted model, not a curated record